UUGGGAGCUAGAAGAAGAAGACAGGCUGGAAAAAUUGACUCUGAAAUCGAAACCAGAUUGCCUGCUGCAAUAGUAGAACUUCGCCGUUGGACCUCAUCGGAAGCUCUAGGAGAUGUGACAGUUGCUCCUGAUUGCGUGAGCCGCCUUCACAGCAGUUUAAAUCAAACUCAGACUAUGUCUUGGACAUAUAAUGAUGCUUCUGGAAGUUCGCCGACUAGAGAUGAUGUAGACGCAGUUAUAUCUGACGAUGAUCAACCUAUUGAUCAUAAAUUACCAUCCCCCGAAGAGCAAUUGCAGGCAGUCGCUUUGAAGUUCCCAGCCGUUGUUGUCGCUGUCGAUGUGACUGGACGACGAUUCGAUCGCAUGUCUCGGUACAGGCGAACCGCAAUUGGUACAUCAUCUACCGCCAGUUCCAGCGCGGCCAACACAGCUGGACCAUCGAACGCUGGUGGUAGUACUACCACCGCUUCGGGUGAGGGUGACCUACCAUCGGGAACUGUUCGAAGACGAUCAUCAAGACCAAGGAAACCCAGAGGGAAAAGAAGGAACACGAUAGCAGGCACCGAUCGACAGGAGAUACAGCAAGCUGUUAAUGGCGAACACAGCAACCCGGAUGCGAUCGAAAUUGCCUCAACCGUCCCUCAGAUCACGUCUCCCGAUCGUUCCAGCCGAAGUCAUUCCGGUGAUCCUUUGAAGUCAACAACAAAGCGUUCGCACUUCAGCGCAUUGAUCAGACAAUGGGGUAAAUCACGUCUGAAGUUAACGAAUUUACGAUCAUCUGACGCCAAAGUUUCCGAGAUUGAAAAUGUUAAUCUCCAAGAAACACGGGCUGACCAUGAACCAAACGAGUUCCAGCAUCAACACCAGAGAAAGUAUUCAUCUUCGUCGGAUAAAUCUUCUGCGGUGGCGGUGGUGAGAUUAAGAGAUCCUACAACGCAGCGAAGAAACAGAGAUGAACCUCAUUCUUCGAGCGGAAAUUGGAGCGCUAGUUCCGAAAGCGGGCGAGCUUCUAUAGGAUCCGAAACCACUACGACCCAGCCUAGGUCCACUCCUACAAUUUCUGGUUCCUCUGGAAUGACUCCAGGCUCAGUUGGAAGUCGCAGAAGGUUUGCUGAUACCUCUGCUUCAUGUAGCGAAGGGACGCUGACACCUGAUUUGGCCUCUCACAUCGAUGAUGAGACAAGUUCGGCCUAUUCUUGUGACACGGAAGGAUAUUACACUUCAUUCCACGUUGACAGUGGUCUGAAAACGCUCAGGGAAGAAGAUGCAACUAUGCCGGUGACCCCUCUUCACUGUUCUAAUGCAUUGCACACCACUGGAGAAAGCGAAUACGAAUUAUUCGGUAGAGGAUCGACUUCGACUACUACAAGUUCAGCUGGAACAGUUUGUACUACUUUGCGAGCUUCCGGUAGCGAUAGAAGUUUAAUGGUAGGGCCUGCAGUACCAGAGCGCAAAAGCUCGCUGACUAAAUUGGACAGAAGCGGGUCAAGCAGUAGCAAUAUAAGUGGCACUUUAGAUCGUUGUGGUACAAUAAAACGAAAUGGUAUUCUACUCAAAAAAGAACCCACGGCUAGUCCCAAUGGAUGUUCUGAGUUUUCUUCAGAAUUUUCGGAAAGCUCAGACGUAGAGGGUGCUGAUAGAGCAGAGCGGAUAAGGGCGAAAACAGCAAUUAAUUCAAGUCGCAUUCCAUCUAUGUGCGCUAUAACUCCACCUCAUAGCGACGACGAAGGAGAACAAAGUGAUAAUUCUUCAUCGAAACGAGAAACGUCAUCAAAGCAUGUCGUUAUGAAUACAAUUCCUGGAACUUCGAAAAUUCAGCUAAUUAACGUUGAUCGCGAAACGGGCUACGCGACUGUCGAAACCGUUCAAACGCCUACGCGAACUUCACAUGAGAGCGUGCGAACCACCACUUUAUCAGCUCUGAAGAAAUCGCCCCUAUGGGGUAAGAUUCGUGGAGUGUUGCCACAUUUGAAAAAAUCCCCCGUGGCAACUAAGUUGGACAUGACUGAUGGAGGCGAAUACGUUACAAUUGCAGAUGUGCGGAAUAAUAACGAGAAAGCAACAAAACCCAUUGAGCAGAACUCAAGUUUUUCCACAUCAGAAUACGUCAGUUUAGAUGAAUUGCCGCGAAUUUUGCCUUCAAAUAGCAAAUCGAUUGAUAGCGCGUCCAGCGCAUCGUCUCUAGAGCGCAGACGCGUGGCGGGACAGGGCGCUCGUGUCACCGUCGAUUGCGAAGGACGCGUCGUGUACUCGAGUAAUAGUCUUAAGCGCAACAAGCAGCAUAGCACAUUCGAACCAGGACCGUGUGUGAAGACGGCUAAAGAAUCGCCAGCCACCGGUAAGCUCGUGGUCCGAGCGGGAGAACCAGCGGAACGAGUUCAUCCUAUCAUCGCUCCUACGACGAGGAUUCCAUCUGCAAAUCAAACUGGAGCGUACGUCAACAUUCAGGAUAGUGAUCCCACUAGAACGAUAGAAUCAGCACUUUCGUCUAAUGCAAAGAAUGCCAUUAAAGAUAGUUUGACAUCAGCGAAUCAAUCUAAUUUCCAAAGGAAAAAUCCAGCUUAUUGGACCCUUCAAAUGAAAAAAUCAUCUAAGGAAUUUGUGCCUGUACCUAUGAGAUGUCUGACCCCAGAAUUGCAACUAAAAGAAGAUAAUAAUCAAAUGAGAUGUUCAGAAAGUUUUAAUAUGAAAAAGGAUAUAACUGAUAAGUUUUUCCCAAUCGUAGCAGGAAACAGUAAACAUGAAAAUCUAAUUUGUAGACCAGAUGUAAAAAUUUCACCUAUAGAUCCUAGAAAUAUUGGAACUUUUCAAUCAUCAACUCCUUCGAGACCAGAAGCAGAUACUCAAAUCAUAUCCGAAAACAAAAAAUCAACAAUGACAAAUGAAGAGUUAUAUGCAGUAAUACAUAAAAGUAAAAAGAAAUUGAACCUCAAAGGAGAUGUUAGUUCCCCCUCACGCGAUUUAGAAUCCAGAUCUAGAAACAGCUGGGCUGUUAAUGAUAAAGCAAAAGGAUCUAUAAGUGACCUUAAAUCGGGUUCUUUAUUGAAUCAACCUGGCCAACGACAAAGUUGGGCUUGCAUUGAUAGGUUAGGACCAACGCCAAAAACUUCAAGAUUAGAUUUCAAAAAAUUACUUCUUCAACACAGCUCAAAAUCAGUACCUGUUUCACAAACAAAAAAAAUAUCUGCAGUGGAGCAACUGAAAUUGGAUAGAGAGAAGAAAGAAGCAUCAGGUGUUUCUAGUCCUAUUAAUAUUUUAGAUUUAAGCUCAUCUCCAAAAUCCUUUGGUGGACGUAAAAUGAUUAAUAAACAAAGUUUCAAUACGUUUUCUUCAGCAACAAAUAAAGAUUCUUUACAAAGAAAUACAUCAAAAAUGACUUCCCCAAAAAGUACUUGGCGUUUUUCUCACCCUCGUUCUGAUAUUUUGUCAUCUCCUAUUCAGGAAGUUUGUGCGGAAGAAGAUAACCCAUGUCUAUCAAAUGAAUUGGCCAAAGUAUCAUUAAAACCUAUCCCAUUGCCAAGCUCUAUACCUGCAAUCAGGCCUGGGCCGAUAUUGGCUUAUCCUAGUCUCUGCCCUAUCAAAGAAUCUGACUCAUCGCCAAGUAAGCAAAGUGAUUCCAUAGAUAAAGUUUCUGGUUCAAAAUUAAAAGAAAACUUAUUUUUAAAAAUAGAAGAAAACAAUUUCAUGAAGUCUGAGUUAAUAAAAAAUCCUAGGAUGACUUCAAAUAUUUCAAGGAACCAAUUAUUGCAAUCACAAAGAGCCCAAUUUUUAGCCUCUAAUAAUACAAGCCAAUUACAAAUAACCGCACAAUUUAAAAACGGUCAUUAUACAGGAAUCACAACAGGGGGACAAAGCAUCAGAAAGAGUGAAAUACCUAAACCGCCAUCUCCAACUUUAGAAACUGCUCUUUGAGACACAUUUUUGUUUGUGUAUAGAACUAAGUUAUAGAAUGUCUAGUUAUUAUACAAAUUGUAACAGGCUAACUACUAUGUAAAUUGUAUAUUUUAUUUAUAAUGUGAAACAAUGGUUAAUU
Molecule: messenger RNA, 4033 nt
Organism: Ctenocephalides felis (cat flea)
Lineage: Eukaryota; Metazoa; Arthropoda; Insecta; Siphonaptera; Pulicidae
Exons: 6
Coding region: 175-3912 (1245 amino acids)
Source: RefSeq, a predicted model, not a curated record